This is a messenger RNA of Amblyraja radiata (thorny skate), 1023 nucleotides long. RefSeq names its product probable G-protein coupled receptor 139. Gene Ontology annotation, biological process: G protein-coupled receptor signaling pathway. NCBI's taxonomy places the organism in Eukaryota, Metazoa, Chordata, Chondrichthyes, Rajiformes, Rajidae. Gene Ontology annotation, cellular component: plasma membrane. The coding region runs from base 1 to 1023 and encodes 340 amino acids. Gene Ontology annotation, molecular function: G protein-coupled receptor activity. The transcript is spliced from 2 exons. The record is from RefSeq and is a predicted model, not a curated record.
AUGAGUAUUUCAGUAGUUAUUGGUUAUCAGCACGCCUUUCCAAAGAAAAUGCACGCGCCUGGAAAUGCACCAAUCUUUGCCGUUUAUUACACUACUCUUGCAGCGUUUGGCUUGCCAGCCAAUAUGGUGACGAUCGUGAUUCUCUCCCAGGGAAGAUGCGGCCUUUCCAAAUGCAUUACUCGCUAUCUGGUGUUCAUGGCGGUGACGGAUCUCCUGGUCAUUGUCGCAGCCGUGAUAUUGACCCGGUUGCGGCCAAUUUAUUUCCCGCUUAGUUUCUUGGCAACAAAUCCCGCCUGCAGUGUCGUUAUUGCAGUCAGCUGGGCUUGCAAAGACACUUCCGUCUGGUUAACUGUCGCGUUCACCUUCGAUCGGUUCAUCGCCAUUUGCUGCCAGCGACUGAAACACGGUUAUUGUACGGAGAAAACGGCGGCUGCAGUUAUUGGAGUAAUCUGCGUGCUUGUGUGUUUCAAAAACAUACCGCUCUACUUUGUUUAUGAGCCCGUGUAUAUUAUCGAUAAGGUGCCCUGGUAUUGCAGCAUAAAAGAAAUCUAUUAUACUUCAACUUCCUGGCGAGUUUAUGACUGGCUGCAUCGUAUAUUAAACCCAUGUCUCCCUUUCCUUCUGAUUUUGCUACUUAACGCUCUGACAGUCAGACACAUCUUGGCGGCCAGUGGAGCCCGCAAGAGGCUCCGGGCCCAGAGCAAUGGAGACAACCAGAGAGACCCAGAGAUGGAGAGCAGGAGGAAGUCCAUCAUUUUACUCUUCGCCAUCUCGGGUAGUUUCCUGUUGCUGCGCCUGACGUUCGUUGUCAACUUCCUGUUUGUGCAGUUUUCGAGCAACAACUAUGCCAACAGUUCCAAUUCCACUGACCCGAGGUUUAUUCUUCAAGAAAGCGGAUAUAUGCUAGAGCUUCUCAGUUCCUGCACCAACUCGUGCAUUUAUGCGGGGACGCAGACCAAAUUCAGAGAGCAGUUGAAAUAUGCGGUUACAUAUCCCUUCAACCUGAUUAAGAAAAUCAAGUAA